CAUCCCGGCAGGAGCUCAUUCUCCCAUCCUUCCUAUUCAAAGUGCCCUCCUCUCAACAAUUUUAUCAUUACAGAGCCGACAAACUAACGAGCAUCAAAACACUACCUUGUGCAAUUAGCUGGAUAUUGGGGUGGUAAGGCAUGAUUGACAGCGCCGAACUAUAUAAUCAUCUGUGUCCUAAGGCGGUGAGAUCGGAUUGGGUCCCGACGUGCAUUUGAACCCCUUUACUUUUAUAUUAGCAUCUAUCUGUAUAAUGUGAGGACGCUCCCGUCCUUAUGGUGAAGUGUUGACCCCGAGAUUGCUGCCUUCCAACUUUAUUUUUUUGGGGGAAAAAAAACUUUUCCCCCCCUCGGUAUCAAACCUCUCUCUCUGCCACUUACACCCUGCCACACUCAUGGAUUUGUACCUGUUUGGAUUUGUGCUGUCGCUUCUGUUGAAUUCGACCCGCGGUCUGGCUGGCUAUCCGAUCUGGUGGUCUCUGGCUCUGGGGCAUCAGUACUCGUCUCUCGGUUCCCAACCCAUCCUCUGCGGUAGUAUCCCGGGUCUAGUCCCAAAGCAACUCCGCUUCUGCAGGAACUACAUCGAGAUCAUGCCCAGUGUGGCCGAGGGAGUCAAGAUCGGGAUCCAGGAGUGCCAACAUCAGUUCCGGGGCAGGAGGUGGAACUGUACGACUGUCAAUGACAACCUGGCCAUCUUCGGACCAGUUCUGGAUAAAGCCACCCGGGAGUCUGCCUUUGUCCAUGCCAUUGCCUCAGCUGGAGUGGCCUUUGCCGUGACACGUUCCUGCGCCGAGGGCUCCAACACCAUCUGUGGCUGCGACUCGCACCACAAGGGUCCGCCGGGCGAGGGCUGGAAGUGGGGGGGCUGCAGCGAGGAUGCCGAGUUUGGCGUGCUGGUGUCCAGGGAGUUUGCUGACGCACGGGAGAACAGGCCCGAUGCCAGGUCUGCAAUGAACCGACAUAACAACGAGGCUGGACGGACGUCAAUCCUGGAUCACAUGCACCUGAAAUGCAAAUGCCAUGGUUUAUCUGGGAGCUGCGAGGUGAAGACCUGCUGGUGGGCCCAGCCGGAUUUCCGGGUGAUUGGGGAUUAUCUGAAAGAUAAAUACGACAGUGCAUCUGAGAUGGUGGUGGAGAAGCACAGAGAGUCCCGGGGCUGGGUAGAAACCCUUCGUGCCAAGUACGAGCUCUUUAAACCGCCGACCGAGAGGGACCUUGUCUAUUAUGAAAACUCGCCAAACUUUUGCGAGCCAAACCCCGAGACUGGCUCUUUUGGGACCAGGGACAGGAUCUGCAACGUCACAUCUCACGGCAUCGACGGUUGCGACUUGCUGUGCUGCGGCCGUGGACACAACACCAGGACGGAGAAACGCAAGGAGAAGUGUCAUUGCAUAUUCCACUGGUGUUGUUAUGUCAGUUGUCAGGAGUGUGUUCGUGUAUAUGAUGUACAUACAUGCAAAUAACAUGACACACAAUCCCCCCGAACAUCAAUAACAAACUCGCAUGCAUACAUGCACACACACACACACACACACACACACACACACACACACACACACACACACACACACACACACACACACACACACACACACACACACACACACACACACACACACACACACACACACACACUGGCACCAUCCAGCCACUGUUGGGCAAAGCAGGAUAUGUGAAAUUUGGUUUUCACAUACAUUGUCAAAAAUGAAUUCUGGGGAAUGUAGUCUCUAAUUAAUCAAAAUUAUUAUUUUAUUCAAAUACUAGGAGGUCAUAAUUUAAAAUGAUUGAGGAAAGAGGUGACAUUUUUCAUUGAACCCCAAACGGGUUCUGUAUAAUAAUUGUAUCUUGUUCCCUACCAUAUCUUGCUCCCAUCUUCCCAGACUACUCUUACACUUGAGCAGCUGCCAUUUUGUGUUACUUAAUUUCAGUAACUUUUAUUCAUUAUCAUUAUUAGUCAUAAUUACUGAUCCCAUAGUUUUAACUAUUAUGGGUUGGUUUAUUGUAUCCCAGCAACCUGAUAAGUAAUUAUGACUAAUAAUGCUAAUGAAUAAUUGGAAGAAUUAUAGCUCAUUGCCAAUGAUCAUAACUUGGAUGGAGUGGUUUUAGAAGUGAGAAAUGCAAAGCCAAUUUGUGUGAUCAUCUCUGGGAUAUAGAUUGUCAUCGGGAUAGAGGUGAAGGGAUGGGGAGGAGGGCGCUGUUCUUUGGAAAUAGUCAUCACUCAAGCAAACUGAACCACCACUCAAAACAUUGAUAGUGUAGUAAAGGUACACAGAGCUAAAUUCAGGAUAUGCCAUUGGGAAGUUUGGAAGAACUUGGGUACAUAAAACAUAGAAUAAUACAGCAUAGGAAUUGGCUCUUUGGCUCACAAAUGUCUGUGCUGGACAUGAUGCCAAGUUAAACUGGUUCCAUCUGCAUGCUUGUCAUCCACAUCCCUCCCUUCCCUGCAUAUCCUUGUGCCUUUCUAAAAUACCCUUAAAUGCCACUAUCGUAUCUGCCUCCUCCAACACAUCUGGCAGCACAUUCCAGGCACCCACCAAUUUCCACGUAAAAACUUGGCUUUAUAUCUCCUUUGACCCUCUUAUCUAGUGUUUGACAUUUCCACCCAGUGAAAAAAAUUCUGAUUGUCUAUCCUAUCUGUGCCUCUCAUAACUUUAUAUAGUUCUAUCAGUUCUCUCCUCAGCCUCUGAUGUUCCAGGUCGAAGGAUUUACAAUAGAAAUUCUUCAACAAAUACAUAUUUUAAAAUGUCCCCGAGAAUGCCGGCUUUGAGGAGCUUUGUAUAUGAAAUUAUUUUUGAAUAUUUGAUAAAACAUUAAUCUAAUCUGAAAUAAAGUUCCCCAGAAAGGAAAGCUGGUGCCAUCGAGGGCGUCUUUAAAGCAGUUCCAUUCUAGUUUUGUUCAGGCCCAGUUUUUAUGUUUCUGAAUUUAAAUACUGUCACCUUGGCAGGAAUGACUACAACCUCCAGAAUGCAUUGCACAAUGCAAAAUCCCACAGGGCUCAAGAUACAAGCUGUGGUAUUAAUAUUGUAACACCAGCGUAAUAUUUCAGCUGUACAUUUAUUAUAUCCCCAAGUCAAAGGAUAUCAGACAAGAUCCUGGUUACAAAAAUGCCUAGUUCUUUAGGAUGGUGACUAUAUCACGUUCUACACAUCGACUUAAGUAUUAAUACUGCCUGUAUUUCUCACCUAUCAGUUGCACCUUUAUCAUAUGAUUGAAAGUUGAGAUUUGAGUGGAUUUAUGGUUCGGCUGAUGCAGACAUGCCUUCCCCUUAAAGGGACCUUGCAUCCACCACCCACUGAAGAGCAAUUCUACUUACAUACAAAUGUGCCUUCUUUCUGUGAAAGAAACAAACAAUGUUGGAUAAGAUAAAGAAGCAAGGUGGGAAUUCAUUGUUGAGCCCCAUGGAUAGCUUUCCUGAAUGAGCGAGUAGUUACUUCAAGCAAAUGGGCAUUGACAUCCUAUGCUCUAAAAAUAACCAACAGUCUGCAGCAUUUAUCGUAGCAUUUUUCUACCUUGUAGCCUGGAAUUACUAGCUCCAAGUUGAACCUGUAUUGCAAGUUGCUAUAUCCAAAGUUUUGUACAAAUUAGAUGUUUGACCCUUUGAUUUUAUAUUCUUAAAGCCUAUGUUUUUAUAAUUAUUUAUUGCACAAUGUGUAUAUAUAUGACUCAACUGAGAUUAUAUAUUUGCAGAAAGUGUCUUAUCUGCUGUUUCUAGUUUAUAAACUUGCCAUGGUGGCUUGAAGGCAGCAUGAGCUACAUUUACUAUCAUGCUUCACAGCGCAGGAUCCAGAGUGAGUUCCAUGGAAGCGGAUGUUAAAUGUAUAAUCUCUCCUGUCACUCAGUGUACAUAUUCUUCUUUUAGUAUUUAGAAAUAGCAACAAACAAAGAAAUAAAAUUUAUUCAUGUAGUGUA
Amblyraja radiata (thorny skate) is the source of this 3908-nucleotide messenger RNA. RefSeq names its product proto-oncogene Wnt-3. Bases 395 to 1462 code for a protein of 355 amino acids. The record is from RefSeq and is a predicted model, not a curated record. NCBI's taxonomy places the organism in Eukaryota, Metazoa, Chordata, Chondrichthyes, Rajiformes, Rajidae. Gene Ontology annotation, molecular function: frizzled binding; cytokine activity. The transcript is spliced from 4 exons. Gene Ontology annotation, cellular component: extracellular region. Gene Ontology annotation, biological process: multicellular organism development; cell fate commitment; canonical Wnt signaling pathway.